AUGUUCACUGCCUUCUUGUCAAUCCUUGCCGUGGGCACGACAUUAGGGGCAGCGUGCGAGGGUGGGGAGCAAAACACAACAUGUGUUUUGGAUACCGACCCACUACAACAACCCUUUCCCUUCUUCUUCCCACCUCAAGAUGCAGCAAACACUUCUGCAUUGUUUCCAAUGCCAAAAUGUCAAGGAAUCACGCUUGAAGAAGCCACCAUCGACCAACUGCAAGGGUACAUGAGUGACGGAACCAUUACAUCUGUCGAUAUCCUCCGAUGCUACCUCGAUAGAAUACACCAAGUCGACAAAUACAUCAAUUCAAUCAUGGAACUCAAUCCGGAUGCCGAAAAGAUAGCUAUUGCACUUGAUGCUGAGCGUGCUGCUGGUCGUGUACGAGGCCCACUACACGGUAUACCUUACAUUAUCAAAGACAACAUUGCAACCAAAGAUCGGAUGGAGACUACGGCUGGAAGCUGGAUGCUGUUGGGAAGUAUUGUACCUCGAGAUGCACAUGUUGUUGCAAAGUUACGGGAAGCAGGCGCUCUUCUCAUGGGCAAAGCAACAAUGUCUGAAUGGGCUGACAUGCGAUCAAACAACUAUUCGGAAGGAUACUCUGCAAGAGGUGGUCAAGCGAGGAGUCCUUACAAUCUAACCGUCAAUCCUGGGGGAAGUAGUACAGGGAGUGCAGCAGCAGUAGCUGCAAAUAUCGUUACGUUCUCACUAGGCAAGCUCACGUCCUCAAAGAUCUAUCUCCAAUCCAACACUGACACACCACUAGGCACCGAAACCGACGGUAGCAUCAUAAACCCCGCAGAACGCAACGCCCUAGUCGGCAUCAAACCCACCGUAGGCCUCACCUCGCGCGCAGGCGUCAUCCCAGAAAGCAUCCAUCAAGACACCAUCGGCACCUUCGCCCGCACCGUCCGUGAUGCCGCCUACACCCUCGACGCAAUCUACGGCAUCGACCCCAACGACAACUACACUUUCGCUCAGCACGGAAAAACACCCCAAGCCGGCUACUCCUCCUUUCUCUCCAACGCUUCCGCCCUCAAAACCGCAACUUUCGGCCUCCCCUGGCACACCUUCUGGACCCACGCCCCUUCCCCCCAAAAAUCCCACCUCCUCUCCCUCCUCACCCUCCUCCAAUCCGCCGGCGCAACCAUCCUCAACUCCACCGACCUCCCCCACUACCGCACCAUCAUUUCCCCCGACGGCUGGAACUGGGACUACGGCACCACCCGCGGCCACCCCAACGAAUCCGAAUACACAGUCGUAAAAACCGACUUCUACAACAACAUCCGCACCUACCUCUCCUCUCUCGAAAAUACUUCCAUCCGCACCCUCGAAGACAUCGUCGCCUACAACUACGCCAACGACGGCACCGAGGGAGGCCACCCCUGGCCAAAUGGCAUCCCAGCUUUUUACUCCGGCCAAGACGGCUUUCUGGCGUCCUUGGAAACGAAAGGCAAGAUGGAAGAAACGUACUUCCAAGCUCUAUCUUUCAUCCAGCGUACAACGCGCGAGGAGGGUAUUGAUGCGGCUCUGAGACAUAACGGCCAUAAAAUCGAUGCGUUGCUCGUGCCGGCGGGUGUAGGCCAGACGUAUCAGGUUGCGGCGCAGGCGGGGUAUCCGAUGGUUACGGUGCCGGCCGGGGUGGGCGAGGAGACGGGGAUGCCGUUUGGAUUGGGUAUUAUGGGGGGUGCGUGGGGGGAAGGCGAGUUAGUGAGGUGGGCGAGUGCGAUUGAGGAUUUGAUGAGGGGGGAGGCCGGGAGGCCGGAUAUGAGGAGGACGAUGCCGAGGUGGUUUGGGUAUUUGGAGAGGAAUGUUCCGGUUAGGAAUUUGUAG
Molecule: messenger RNA, 1836 nt
Organism: Bipolaris victoriae FI3
Lineage: Eukaryota; Fungi; Ascomycota; Dothideomycetes; Pleosporales; Pleosporaceae
Exons: 1
Coding region: 1-1836 (611 amino acids)
Source: RefSeq, a predicted model, not a curated record